AAGUCCCCGAGCCCAGAGCGGUUAAACUCUCGCUGCGGGCGACUUCCGCUUCCUGGCCUAAAUCUGACACGUACUAUUACCCCCGGUGGCAACGAUCCUGGGUCGGUAACAGCUGAAGAAUCGGGCGAUGCCCUCAGCCCACGGGUGGACAGAGGCGCUGUCAGUAUCCAGCAAGCCAUCUCUUCCACAGUAUCCAGUAAGCCAUCUCUUGGUGCCCCCAGGAAGCAUUUCUGGGGUGAAUGUGGAAUAACUGACUAUGUGGACACUGUCCACAUUUCUUGGAAUCUCUGUGGAGUCCCAGGACCAGACCUCAUAAUGAAGGCUGCAGGAUCUCCUUCUAGCCCCAGCAGCUCUGGCUGAGCCCACAGAUGCCCUCCUGACUUCAAGCUCCUGGUAGGAACUGAGUUGUCAGCAAGAGGCCCAGGGCUGAGGCUCAGCAGGAACAUGCCAUCCAACCGGAACUCUCCCCCAUGGACCACGACCCUGGCUGCAGAGGGACAUGGCAGGUUGAGUGAGGUCUCAGUAUCAUUCAAGGAUGUGACUGUGGACUUCAGCAGGGAGGAGUGGCAACACCUGGACCCUGCUCAGAGGCGUCUAUACCGGGAUGUGACACUAGAGAACUAUAGCCACCUGCUCUCAGUUGGGUACAAAGUUCCCAAACCUGAGGUCAUCUUCAAGUUGGAGCAAGGAGAGGGACCGUGGACAUUGGAGGGGGAAACCCCACAUCAGAGCUGUUCAGAUGAAGAUGUUGGGCAAACCAAACAACAGAGAAUUUCUGGAGAAGUUUUAUUCCAGUGUGAGAAAUUUGGUCAAUCCAUAGAAGAUUCAUUGUGUUCCAUUUUAGAAUUGUGGCAAGAUAAUGACCAGCCGGAGAGAGAUCAAGAAAAGCAAAAUAACCCUCUAAGUCAUGUGAAAGUAUUCAUUAAAGAGAGGGGCUAUGAAUGUAAAAACUUUGAAAAACUAAUUCAUGUGAGUACCAAGAUUGUUCCUUCAAUUAAAAGACUCCAUAACUAUGACACAUUUGGAAAGGGUUUGAAGCAUACUUUAAACUUACAUAAUCAUAAUAAAAGCAAUGCAACAAUGAGCCUGGAUAAGAUUUUUGGAAAUGGCAACAAUUUUUCCCAUAGCUCUUCCUGCACUAAGAAUGACAAUGCUAAUACAGGAGCAAAUGCUUGUGAACACAAUCAGUGUGGAAAACAUCUUGGCCACAAACAAGCUCUCACCCACCAUCAGAAAAUUCACACCAGGAGGAAACUUUGUGUAUGUACUGAGUAUGUGAAGAGCUUCACCCAGAAGUCAGAUCUCUUUGCACAUCAGAGAAUUAAUGCUGGAGAAAAAUCUCAUGAAUGCAACAAAAGUGAUACGGUCUUCACCCAGAAGCCCCAAACUGAUGUAGCUCAGAGUGUUUAUACAAGAGAAAAGUCCUAUAUAUGUACUCAUUGUAAGAAGGCCUUUACUCUCAAGUCAAACCUCACUACACAUCAGAAAAUUCAUACUGGGCAGAAACCCUACAAAUGCAGUGAAUGUGAAAAAGCCUUUUUCCACAGAUCUUAUCUCUUUAGACAUAUGAGAAUUCAUACAGGAGAAAAACCUUAUGAAUGCAGUGAAUGUGGAAGGGGCUUCUCCCAAAAUUCAGACCUCAGUAUUCAUCAGAAAACUCACACUGGAGAGAAACUCUAUGCAUGCAGUGAGUGUGGGAAAGCCUUCACAAGAAAAUCAGCACUCAGGAUGCAUCAGAGAAUCCACACAGGAGAGAAACCCUACGUAUGCACUGAAUGUGGGAAGGCCUUCAUCCAGAAAUCACAUUUCAAUACACAUCAGAGAAUUCAUACUGGAGAGAAGCCUUAUGAAUGCAGUGACUGUGGGAAGUCAUUCACUAAGAAGUCACAACUCCAUGUGCAUCAAAGAAUUCACACAGGAGAAAAGCCCUAUAUAUGCACAGAAUGUGGGAAGGUCUUUACUCAUAGGACAAACCUCACUACUCAUCAGAAAACUCAUACUGGAGAGAAACCCCAUAUGUGUGCUGAAUGUGGGAAGGCUUUCAGUGAUCAGUCAAAUCUCAUUAAACAUCAGAAAACUCAUACUGGAGAGAAACCCUAUAAAUGCAAUGGUUGCGGAAAAGCCUUCAUAUGGAAGUCACGCCUCAAAAUACAUCAGAAAUCUCAUAUUGGAGAGAGACACUAUGAAUGUAAUGAAUGUGGGAAAGCCUUUAUCCAGAAAUCAACACUAAGUGUGCAUCAGAGAAUCCAUACAGGAGAGAAACCCUAUGUUUGUCCUGACUGUGGGAAGGCCUUCAUCCAGAAAUCACAUUUCAUUGCACAUCAUAGAAUUCAUACUGGAGAGAAGCCUUAUGAAUGCAGUGACUGUAGAAAAUGCUUCACUAAGAAGUCACAACUCCGUGUGCAUCAGAAAAUUCACACAGGAGAGAAACCCAAUAUAUGUACUGAAUGUGGGAAAGCUUUCACUGACAGGUCAAAUCUCAUAACACACCAGAAAAUCCAUACUCGAGAGAAACCCUAUAAAUGCAGUGACUGUGGAAAAACCUUCACCUGGAAAUCACGCCUCACCAUCCAUCAGAAAUCUCAUACUGGAGAGAGACACUAUGGAUGCAGUAAAUGUGGGAAAGCUUUCAUCCAGAAAGCAACACUAAGUAUGCAUCAGUUAAUUCACACAGGAAAGAAACCCUAUGCUUGUACAGAAUGUCAGAAGGCCUUCACUGACAGAUCAAAUCUCAUUAAACACCAGAAAACUCAUAGUGAAGAAAAAUUUUAUAAAAGCAGUGACUGAAAAAACGCCUUCAGCUGGAAAUUGUAGCUGUGUAUGCAUCAGAUGGCUCAUAGUGAAGAAGAGGAGUGCCUGAUGCCACAAUCAUUGUGCGUGGGGAAAUAGAUGCAACAGACUGCAUGUGAAGUGAACAGAAUGCAAACAAAGCCAAGUAUCCCCCAAAACCAAAUAACUGCAUCACCACAGUUGAUACACAAUUCUACAUGUAGGGAGACUCUUUCAACAAUAGUCCUGUUUGGUUUCAUGACUCAUGUAGGUGGGUCUCAAGCUCCUGCAAAUAGUAGAAAAAGGGACCCCAGAAGAUUAUUUGUAAUCUCAUAUGUUUCACUUUUUGAAUAAAGGACUUUAUAAAUUCAGCAUUGAUUAGUUCUUCAUACCCUGGAGUGAAAGGUAUUCAAUAUUGGACAAAGUUUUUCAAAUUUCUAGGGUUGGGAAAAACAUUUUCAUUGUCUAAAUACUUGCAGGGCACAGAAGUCAAGGCAAAAACCUACUUCAGAAUGCAGAUCUGUGAGUAGAAGCCAGGAGUUUUUGUGAUCAUUGACAUUUAGGACACAGAAAAGACUGCCAUGAACUAUUCUUUCUCUUCCCUUUGAGAAGUCACCAUGGUAUGCUUCUUAAAAAUGUAAUUUUAAAACUUAAAGUUAAGUCUGACUUUAUGCAUUGGCAAAUUAAGCAAAGCUCUAGCUUAUGUUACAAGAAUACAGUUAUUACAUGUUGCACACAUCUAAAGGUGGCAAUUGUUCCCUCAUUAAUUCCAUGAUGUGGCAACAGGUUGAUGAUUCACACUCGAAAAAACCAUGCAUACCUUCUAACCCAUACCCCAAAACCUACCAUUUACAUCAAUUGCAUGCCACAGACUUCUUAUCUCUUUAGUGACUGACCUUGACCCAUGAGACUCUGGACUUCCAGUCUCAUCCACUGAAGCCUUUGCUUUCUUUUGAAUUCUUGUUCGAAAAAGAAUGAGUGAGAAAUUGGGUUUUAAUACAUAAAGUUUUGCUUUUAUUUUUCUACCAAUUUGAUUAACACAUUCAUUUUCUAUAUGCAUAUUAAGACUACUUUUGUGUGGAUUGCUGUGGGAUAGUCAUUUUGCAUUGUAGUUGGCUAGUUUAAGAUAUGAUUAAGCUUAUGAUAGUUGAAUAACUGGAAGACUUUUCUAGAAAGAGCAUUGCUUUUUUUAAAGCACUGAUAUAUAGAUACUUUCUCAUUUUCUCUUAAAUGUUUUUAAACAAUACUCAUGAGAAAGGGAGUUUUAUUUCUUAAAUGCAAUUUAAUUUUACUAAAGUAUAAUGCAUACAGAAAAUACAUAUGUCAUAAGCAUACAGCUGAAUGAAUUCUCACAAACUGAAAAUACUCAGAUCAAGAAACAGAACAUGACCAACACUCUAGAAGCAAUCCCUUUGCUCCCUUCCAGGCCUUACUACUGCCUCCCUCCACAAAGGUAACCACUGUCCUGACUUUUUUUUUGUCCUUACUUUUAACAGCACAGAUUGUUUUUCUGUUUUGUAUUUUAUAUACAUUAAGUCAAACAAUUAUAAUUUAUAUUUUAGUGUUUAUCUUCUUUCAUUCACAUUAUGAAUGUUAGGUUCAUCUAUAUUGUUUAAUAUAGUUGUAGUUAAUUCAUUGUCAUGUUAUAUUCUACUAUGUGAAUAUGCUAUAAUAUAUUUAUCCAUCCUACUAUUGAUGGACAUUUGGAUUGUUUGCAGCUUGGGAUUAUUAGGAAUAGUGCUGCUAUAAAUAUAUUAGUACCUAUCUAAUGGUGAACAUAUUUAUGAAUUUGUUAAGUAAAUGCCAGGUCAUAGAGUGUCCAUAUAAUCUGCUUUAGUUUAUAAAACUAGUUUUCCAAAGUGGCUGUGCCAACAGCAAAUUAUGAAGCAAAUUCUAGUUACUCUAAACUUUAUCAACACUUGUUAUUUUCUAUCUUUUUUACUUUAGCCAUUAUGGUGGCUAUAUAGUGAUAUCACAGUGUUGUUUAAUAUUUAUUUCAUUGUCCUCCAAUCCCACCAUAGUGUCUCUCCAAGACAGCUGACUGAUAUCUGAGUUCUGAGACCCCAUCACAGUCCUCACAUGUCUGUACCAUUUUAUAUUCCACCUUCAAUAAAAGCAAUUAAUAGGUUUAAUUCUUUUUUAAAAAAAUUUAUUGUAUUUUUUCUGUUACUGUUUGACCCCCGUAUACCCUCCUCAGUUUAAUUCUUCUCGCACACACAAAAGACCAAAACUAGAUGGUUUAAUUGGUUAAUGGCAUCAAACACUUGUGAGAUAAAUAAUAUCUAUGUUCCACAAAAUCUCUCAGAAAACAGGAGAGGGGAGUACUCCCCAAUUCUAUGAGGGCAGUAUUACCCUAAUACUUAAGCCAUACAAACAUAUCACAGGAAAAGAAAACUAAAGACCAUUAUUCCUAAUGAACAUAGAUGUAAAAAUCUUCAAUAAAAUACUAGCAAACUGAAUCCAGAAAUAUGUAAACAUAUAUAUCAUGAUCAACUGGGAUUUAUUCUAGUGAUGCAAGGCUGCUUCAAAAUUCAAAAUCAUGCAAUAUAAUCUAUCAUAUUAGCAGGCUAAAAAAGAAAAAUUACAUGAUCUACAGGUUCAGUACAACUCUCUCCAAUUUCCAACAAGUCUUUCUUGCCUAGAAAUUUAUAAGCUAAUCCUAAAAUUUAUACAGACAUAGAAAGGACCAAGAAUAGCAAAAAGAAGUUUGCCAAAGAACAAACUGGGAGGAAAUUCACUUCCUAAUUUCAAAAUUAUUAUAAAAGUAGAGUAAUCAAGACAGUAUGGUAAUGGGAUGGGGACAAAGAAAUAUUCUGUUAAUGGAACAGAAUAGAGAGUCCAGGAGCAAACCCUCAUACUUAUGGUAAAAAUAUUCUUUAUAAAAGUGUUAAGGUAAUUCAAUGGAGAAAAACAGUCUUUUUAACAUUUACUGAAAGAAUAAUUGGAUAUUCACACACAAAAAGAUGAAUUUAAAUCUUGUUUAACACCAUACUAAAAAUGAACUCAGAAUGGAUCAAAGAUGUAAAUAUAAAAGCUAAAAUUAUGAAAGUUUUAGCAGAAAACAUAGGAGAAAAAUCUCUGUGUCUUUGUAUUAAGCAAGUAAUUCUUAGAGAGUAUACCAUGAAGAAAAGAAUGAUAAAUUGGACUUCAUCAGAACAAAAAAGGUCUAUACUUCAAAAGACACUAUUAAGAAAGGGAAAAGACAAAACAGACUAGGAGAAAAUAUCUGUAAAUCAUGUAUCUGACAAAGGACUUGUAUUUAGAAAAUAUAAAGAAUGCAAUAAUAAAAAAAGAAAAACAACCCAGUUUAAAAAUGGGCAAAAGGCCCUGACUGGUUUGAUUCCAUUGGACAAUAUCCCACGAAAGGUCGCAGGUUCAAUUCCCAGUUGGGGCACAUGCAUGGGUUGUGGGCCAGGUCCCUGGUUGGGGCAUGUAUGAGAGGCAACUGAUUGUUGUUUCUCACACAUUGAUGUUUCUCUUCCUCUCUUUUCUAAAAAAAUAAAUAAAUAAUUUUUAAAUGGGCAAAAGAUUUCAAGAGACAUUUGCAACCUAAGUACCCAUCAGUAAAUGAGUGGAUCAAAAAACUGUGGUACAUUUACACAAUGGAAUACCAUGCAGCAGAAAGAAAGAAGGAGCUCCUAUCGUUCGUGACAGCAUGGAUGGAACUGGAAAGCAUUAUGCUAACUGGAAAGCAUUAUGCUAAGUGAAAUAAGCCAGGGGGCAAAAGACAAAUAUCAUAUUAUCUCACUUAUAAGUGGGACCUAAUAAGCAAAACAAACAAGCAAGCAAAAUACAACCAGAGACAUUGAAAUAACAAUCUAAAAGUAACCAGAG
Molecule: messenger RNA, 6603 nt
Organism: Artibeus jamaicensis (Jamaican fruit-eating bat)
Lineage: Eukaryota; Metazoa; Chordata; Mammalia; Chiroptera; Phyllostomidae
Gene: ZNF41
Product: zinc finger protein 41
Exons: 5
Coding region: 445-2787 (780 amino acids)
Biological process (GO): regulation of transcription by RNA polymerase II
Cellular component (GO): nucleus
Molecular function (GO): RNA polymerase II transcription regulatory region sequence-specific DNA binding; DNA-binding transcription factor activity, RNA polymerase II-specific
Source: RefSeq, a predicted model, not a curated record